AUGAGUAUCUUCUUGCUGCUUCCGCCUCUGAGCCGUCCCCUCUCCCAUCAUCAGCUCGAGCUGCCCUCUGGGAUCCACAUUGGCUCGCUGCGAUGCAGGAAGAGUUCGACGCUCUCUAGCGGAACCGCACCUGGAAGCUCGUCCCUCGGCCGCCUCGUUCCAACAUUAUCACGGGGCUCGGGCGUGGACUUCACCGACACUUUUGCCCCGGUUGUCAAACCGGGCACGAUCCGCACCGUGCUUCAGUUAGCCGUCUCCCGAGCCUGGCCCGUGCAUCAGUUGGAUGUUUCCAAUGCCUUCUUGCACGACCACCUCGCUGAGAAGGUGUUUUGUGAGCAGCCCACCGACUUCAUUGACGGCGCGCAUCCAGACCACGUGUGCUUGCUCUCCCGUUCCAUUUACGGGUUGAAGCAGGCGCCCCGGGCCUGGUACCAGCGCAUCGAUGUGUUCCUGCAGACGCUUGGAUUCAUCUCCACUCGAUCUGAUGCGUCCCUCUUCGUGUAUCAUCACGGAGCUGCCACGGCCUACUUGUUGAUCUAUGUCGACGACAUCAUCUUGACGGCAUCCACUGCCGAGCAACUUCAGCGGCUCACUGCUCAUCUUCGCGAUGAGUUUGCCCUCAAGGAAUUGGGGCCCCUGCACUACUUCCUCGGCAUCGAGGUGGUUCGAUGGCCAGAUGGGUUCUUUCUGCAUCAGCAGCGGUAUGCCCAUGAGCUUCUUGAGCGUGCUGGCAUGCUUAACCGCAACCCCGCCACCACGCCCAUCGACACCAAGGCCAAGGUUUCAGCUCUGGAGAGCUCUCCCGCAUCCGAUGCGGCCUUCUAUCGCUCCAUCGUGGGUGCCCUGCAGUACCUGACCCUGACGCGCCCCGAUUUGCAGUAUGUUGUUCCGCAGGUAUGUCUUCACAUGCAUGCUCCGCGCGACUCUCACUGGACCCUGGUGAAGCGUAUCCUCCGUUACAUACGCGGCACCCCGUCCAUGGGACUCACGUUCACAGCCUCCGCCUCCACUGACCUAGUCGCCUACUCUGAUGCGGACUGGGCUGGUUGCCCGGACACACGGUGCUCCACCUCAGGGUACUGUGUCUACCUUGGGCCGUCACUGAUCUCGUGGUCGUCCCAGCGACAGCCCACGGUCUCCCGCUCGAGUGCCGAGGCAGAGUAUCGGGCAGUGGCUAACGCCGUUGCCAAAUGUUCUUGGCUUCGUCAGCUGCUCCAGGAGUUGCUUUGUGACGUUCACAAGGCCACACUCGUCUACUGCGACAACGUCUCCGCCGUGUACCUCUCCGCCAACCCAGUCCACCAUCGUUGA
Aegilops tauschii subsp. strangulata is the source of this 1311-nucleotide messenger RNA. The record is from RefSeq and is a predicted model, not a curated record. NCBI's taxonomy places the organism in Eukaryota, Viridiplantae, Streptophyta, Magnoliopsida, Poales, Poaceae.